Molecule: messenger RNA, 2487 nt
Organism: Bathycoccus prasinos
Lineage: Eukaryota; Viridiplantae; Chlorophyta; Mamiellophyceae; Mamiellales; Bathycoccaceae
Exons: 2
Coding region: 1-2487 (828 amino acids)
Biological process (GO): regulation of response to reactive oxygen species
Source: RefSeq, a predicted model, not a curated record
AUGAAUUCUUCUUCUUCUUCUCGGGGAUUAUCGUCGACGACGUCGCCUAAAACGCUUCGCGCUUUAUCUUCCUCGCAAUCAUCGUCGUCAUCUCAACGAAGAUCGAAGAACAGAUCGCGCGUCGUCGUGGUCUCCUCUUCCUCUUCUUUUGGUGGUGUUCGUGGUAAAAGAAGAGCGCUUUUGUCUUCCUCUUCUUUCGCGCAUCAAUCAUCUCGCGCGCGAAAUCCGCUCGCCGGUUUAUCCUCUCGCGGAUUCGCUCGAGGAUUCGUUCGAUAUAAUUUCCAGGAGGAGGACGACAACGUCUCGUUCGCGACUCUGAACAAGACGAAAAGAAGAUUCCAAAACGUGCGCCCGAGAAACAGCAACUUCCCGUCCGGGAACAGCGCGACCGAAAUCGAGGACUGCUUAUCGGACGAAGAGUGCAAAGAUCAACUCAUCGAAGGGUUAGAGAAGAGUUUAAGCUCCAGUCGAGAGGAGGAAAAAGAGGAAGAGAAGAAAAAGAAAGAGGAAACGAAAACAAAAACGGCGUUAGUCUCUUCCGCGGAAGGAAGUGAGACGAAACCAAAAAAGCGAGAAUUCGUCAACGCGAAAGGGUACGACGGGGACGAGUGUUCCGUGGACGAGGAUAACUGCGCGGUGUCGGAACCACCGCUGAACUUUGGCCGAUUGCGAUCGGUCGGGACUAUUUCUCGGUCGUUUGAGAUUUGGACGUUUGCGUUUACGUUUGUUAUUCGAAGGGUGAGUUUGGGGUUGAAGUGGACGUAUAAGGGCGGAUACACGGAAGAGAAGAGAACGGCGAGAUUGGAACGGUUGGCGAAGUGGUUGAGACUCGGGUUGUUGAGGUUAGGUCCGACGUUUAUUAAGGUUGGGCAGCAAUUCAGUACGAGGGUGGACGUGUUGAGUCCGCAGUUUAUCCGCGAGUUGGAGAAAUUGCAAGAUCGCGUGCCACCGUUUCCAACGGAUAUUGCGAGAGAAAUUUUAACCGAAGAGUUAGGGAAGCCAAUUGACGACGUGUUCGAUGACUUUGACGACGUCGCGUUGGCGGCAGCGUCGCUCGGACAAGUGCACUUGGCCAAGUUGAAAACCACGGGGGAGCAAGUCAUCAUCAAAGUUCAACGACCUGGGUUGAAGGAGAUUUUCGACAUCGAUUUGAAAAACUUGAGAGUGAUUGCGAAGUGGUUGCAGUCGGUCGAUCCAAAAAACGACGGCGCAAAGAGAGAUUGGGUGGCUAUUUUCGACGAAACCGCGAGAGUGUUAUACGACGAAGUCGAUUACACGAACGAGGCGCAAAACGCGACGGAUUUCGCGAAACAAUUCGAAACGCAAGAUUGGAUUAAAGUGCCGAAAAUCUUUUGGGAUUACACUUCUAGACGCGCGAUGUGCAUGGAGUACGUCCCAGCGACGAAGAUUAACGAUUUAGCCGGAAUUCAAGCCAUGAAUGUUGAUCCGGAUCGCAUGGCGAGAUUGGCGGUGGAGGCGUACCUUCAACAAGUCUUGAGAUUUGGAUUUUUCCAUGCGGAUCCGCACCCUGGGAACGUUGCCGUGGAUAACAAAGAUCCAGAAGGCAAAGGUCGAUUGGUCGUUUACGAUUACGGCAUGAUGGGUAGAAUUCCAGACGAAACUAGAGCUGGUUUGUUGGACUUAUUUUACGCCACCUACGAAGGGUCCUCGAAAUCCGCCACCAAAGCGUUGAUCAAGAUGGGCGUUUUGGUCGAUACCGGCGGCGAUUUAACCGCGGUAGAAAGAACGGCUGGUUUCUUUUUGGAAGCGUUCGGGAAAAGAAUCAACUACCAAGAAUCUAAAAGAGCGGAAGAUAAAGAGGCGUUCGAAAAGGAAUUCAAAGAACCGCGAACGAAGGAAGAGAAGCAAGCGGUCAGAAAGAAAAUUUUGACGAACAUCGGGGAAGAUUUGAUGGUGGUGUCUAAAGACCAACCGUUUAGGUUUCCGGCUGAGUUCACUUUUGUGGUGAGAGCCUUUAGCGUCCUCGACGGCAUCGGCAAAACGCUCAACAAAAAGUUUGAUAUUGGUGAAAUCGCAGCGCCAUACGCGCGUAACUUGCUCAUCGAAGCCAACCCGGAUGCGCUUCCGCCGCAAGUUGUUACCGCGCAGCGCGAAUGGUUGAAGAGAGCUGACGCGCAAACGCGAGCGGUUGUGAACUUGUUCAAGGCGCCGGACGCGAUCGAGUCCAUCGCCGAUAUCAUUCGAAGAAUUGAAACCGGUAAGUUGAAAAUCAGAGUCCGCGCUUUGGAAGUUGAACGCGCGGUUGAGAGAGUUGCGGUGACGCAAGACAUUACUUUGAAAGCGUUGAUUGCGUCGUGCAUGGCGAACAUUGGGUGCGUCUUAUGGGUAACCAAUCCGGGAUUGUAUCUGAUCCAAGCGAAAAUCGCGUUGGGCUUAGCCACCGUGAUGAUGUUGCAAGCGGUCAAAGGACAGUUGACUUUGAGCAAGAUGUUGAAGAAAGAAGCCAAGUACUCCGGAGCGGAUUAA